Messenger RNA from Drepanopeziza brunnea f. sp. 'multigermtubi' MB_m1, 1257 nucleotides. Lineage: Eukaryota; Fungi; Ascomycota; Leotiomycetes; Helotiales; Drepanopezizaceae. The record is from RefSeq and is a predicted model, not a curated record.
AUGGUCAAGGACACGAAAUUCUACGAUAUCCUUGGGGUUUCCCCAUCGUGCACCGAGGCGGAACUCAAGAAGGCGUACAAAGUCGGGGCACUGAAGCAUCAUCCUGAUAAGAAUGCACACAAUCCCGCUGCGGAAGAGAAGUUCAAAGAUCUCUCCCACGCUUAUGAAGUCCUCUCCGAUCCCCAAAAGCGCUCUAUCUACGACCAGUAUGGCGAGGAGGGUCUGGAAGGCGGUGCAGGUGCGGGUGGCAUGAACGCCGAGGAUCUCUUCUCGCAGUUCUUCGGCGGUGGAGGUGCAUUUGGAGGCGGUGGUGGACUUGGAGGCAUGUUUGGCGGUGGUAUGCAACAACGUGGACCUCCCAAAGCCCGGACGAUUCAUCACGUACACAAGGUCUCGCUGGAGGAUAUCUACCGCGGCAAAAUUUCCAAGCUCGCGCUCCAAAAGUCCAUCAUUUGCGCUAAGUGUGAAGGCCGUGGUGGAAAGGAGGGUGGGGCCAAAAAGUGCUCUGGAUGCGAUGGUCACGGCAUGAAGACGAUGAUGCGCCAGAUGGGGCCCAUGAUCCAGCGUUUCCAGACGGUCUGCCCAGACUGCAAUGGAGAGGGAGAGAUCAUCCGCGAAAAGGACAAGUGCAAGGCUUGUGAGGGAAAGAAGACUGUCAUCGAGCGAAAGGUGCUCCACGUCCAUGUGGAUAGAGGUGUUCGGACUGGACACAAGAUUGAAUUCCGCGGCGAGGGUGACCAAACUCCUGGCGUUCAGCCUGGAGAUGUCAUUUUCGAGAUCGAGCAAAAGCCCCACGCCAGAUUCCAACGCAAAGAAGACGAUCUUGUCUACCAAGCCGAGAUUGACCUUGUUACGGCGCUUGCUGGAGGGACUAUCUUCAUAGAGCACUUGGACGACCGGUGGUUGAGCGUUGAGAUUCUGCCAGGAGAGGUCAUCUCACCAGGUGCCGUCAAGUUGAUCAGAGGUCAAGGCAUGCCUUCCUACCGCCACCACGAUUUCGGCAACAUGUACGUACAAUUCGACGUCAAGUUCCCCGAGAAGAACUUCACCGAAGACCCCGCCGCCUUCGAGGCCCUUAAAGCCAUCAUCCCGCCCUCAAAGACUAUCACUACCCCUCCCGCAGAGACUAUGACCGAAGCCGUCGAUAUCGAGGACGUCGACCCCUCCCAGCAAGCAAGAGCCCAAGGCGCCGCAAUGGAGGAGGAUGACGAGGAUGGCCACCCAGGCGGCGAACGUGUUCAAUGUGCAUCGCAAUAA